This is a messenger RNA of Laetiporus sulphureus 93-53, 443 nucleotides long. RefSeq lists its product as uncharacterized. The transcript is spliced from 4 exons. Bases 70 to 306 code for a protein of 78 amino acids. NCBI's taxonomy places the organism in Eukaryota, Fungi, Basidiomycota, Agaricomycetes, Polyporales, Laetiporaceae. The record is from RefSeq and is a predicted model, not a curated record.
CAAAGCGGCUCGACCCCAGUCAUCCGGUGGUUAUCGCAUGAUAAACGGGGUUAAAGCCAACGUUGACGGAUGAGGUAUGUGGCGCGCAUGGUCCUCCGCUCGCGUCACCCUACCCGCAUAUAUGAUGCUCAUCUGACGACCGACGUCCACACAGGCUUGCGAAUAUUGCAGGUAUACCUUAGCCUUACUACGGAAGGACUUUCAUCUCGUAAGUAUCCCAUCAUGUCGCCGGCUUCUUUUCUUGUGGGAAUCUGGAUCUGGUUUCGAAUAUGCGCUCAACCCAUUGACGUGCGGGUGAAGGCUUAAUAUCUUUGACCUGAUCCUGGUCAAUGACCAGGGUACGAUGCCUCUCUUACCCUUGUUCCCCCUCUCGCGUCACCGUACCUGCAUAUGAUGCACAUCUGACAACCGACGUCCCCACAGGCUCGCAAAUAUUGCAGGUA